Nerophis lumbriciformis (worm pipefish) is the source of this 2872-nucleotide messenger RNA. Its product is annotated as NHL repeat-containing protein 3-like. Gene Ontology annotation, molecular function: protein binding. The record is from RefSeq and is a predicted model, not a curated record. NCBI's taxonomy places the organism in Eukaryota, Metazoa, Chordata, Actinopteri, Syngnathiformes, Syngnathidae.
CUGACCAGGAAGUGAAUUCUAAAUGCAAUUCGACGACUAUAUUGGUCAUAAAUCACCGGAUUGUAUAUUUAUAACGCUUUGACUAUUUUUUUUCGUAGCGAACUGUGCAACGUUAUCCAGUGUUAGUGAGUAUUUUCUGUGUAAACCGCAUCAAUGAACAACAGAAGCCAUACGUGUGUGAUAAUGACCAGCCUGGCCUCAGUAGUUUUCCUUAUGAUGGUGUUAUAUGGCUUCUUUGGCACCCAGCAGGCUAGCAGCUUCGUCUUCCGCCAGGACUACCAGCUGCUGGGCCGGCCGUUGUACAAACUGGACCUGAGCUGGCCCAAAAAUCCUGAACUUUUCACUGGGAAUGUGUUUGGAGUGGCUGUCAACCAGUAUGCUGGUGUGGUCUAUGUUGCACAAAGAGGUGAGAAUGUGCCCAAGGUGCUGGUAUUUACAUCAGAAGGCGACUUCCUCAUGUCCUGGAACACAACCACCUUAGAAAUGCCCCAUGGUAUAUUUUUAGUAGAUGCCUUGUCAAACCCGACUAUCUGGAUCACAGAUGUGGGAAAUGGUCCGUAUGGCCACACCGUGAAACAGUACUCGCCAUCAGGGAAACUUUUACAGGUGCUUGGUACGCCAGGGGAAGCUGGCUCUGGGCUCAACCCUUUGCAGUUUGACCAGCCCGCUGAGAUCUUCAUCCACGAAUCUGGAGAAAUGUACAUAGUGGACGGUGACGGAGGCAUGAACAAUCGACUCAUCAAACUUUCUCUGGACCAGGAAGUAUUGUGGGUGCAUGGAGAAAAAGGACAAGGUCUUGCUCAGUUCUACAUCCCUCAUAGUGUAACCGUGGAUAACGCUCAGAGGGUGUGGGUAGCUGACAGGGGUAACAAGAGGAUCCAGGUUUUCAACUCACUUACAGGGGACUGGCUGGGGUCAUGGGGAAGCUGCUUCACUGAGGACGCACCUUACUCAGUCCGCCUGACCCCUAAUAAGAAGUACUUUGUUGUUGUCCAGCUCAACACUAAUCAGAUUUCUCUACUGGAUGCACCACCGGUGGGUUUAAUUGGCCAGUGCAGGGUGGUCAGUGUGAUUCAAAUGGCUGAUGAAGCCAAGCCACAUCUGGUUGACCUGGACCUAAAGUCAGGGGUUCUGUAUGUGGCUGAGAUUGGAGCCCAGCAGGCGCAGAAGUUCAUCCCCUUCAGUCUAGGUGGAGAGACACUGCGAUUCAAAAGGAGUCAAUGACUAACCACUUUGCUCCGACACUUUGAACGCCAAUGAAGUGGUUGGCCACUGAAAAAUUGGUUAACCAUUUUUUCAGCUACUUGAACCAACAAAGUGGUUAACCAUCAAUUGGCCACUGCUGUUGUGGCUGACCAUGCCACUGACCAUUUUGCUCAGCCAUUUUGAACACCCACUGAUGGUGGCCAAUGUAUUGUAUGUAUUAUAAACUAUAUAUAUAUAUAUAUAUAUAUAUAUAUAUAUAUAUAUAUAUAUAUAUAUAUAUAUAAAUAUAUAUAUAUAUACAGUCUUGGCCAAAAAUAUUGGCACUCCUGCAUUUCUGUAAGAUAAUGCACCACGUCUCCCAGAAAAUUGUUGAAAUUACAAAUGCUUUGGUAUUCACAUGUUUAUUUCUUUUGUUUGCAUUGGAACAACACAACCCCCCCCUGGAGUUUGCAAAAACUUACCUGAGGAAGCCAAAAUCCUUCUGGUCGAACGCCCUGUGGACAGAUGAGACUAAAGUGGAGCUUUUUGCUAAAGCACAUCAUGACACUGUGAAAAAAAUGAGGCCUUUAAAGAAAAGAACACCAUUCCUACAGUCAAACAUGGUGGAGGGGCGGUAUGGCGUAGUGGGUAGAGUGGCCGUGCUAGAAACCUGAGGGUUGCAGGUUCGCUCCCCGCCUCUUAACAUCCAAAUCGCUGCCGUUAUGUCCUUGGGCAGGACACUUCACCCUUUCCCCCGGUGCCGCUCACACUGGUGAAUGAAUGAUGAAUGAGUGAUAUGUGGUGGUCUGAGGGGCCGUAGGCGCAAACUGGCAGCCUCGUUUCCGUCAGUCUACCCCAAGGCAGCUGUGACUACAAAUGUAGCUUACCACCACCAGGUGUGAAUGAAUGAUGGGUUCCCACUUCUCUGUGAGCGCUUUGAGUAUCUAAUAAUAGAAAAGCGUGAUAUAAAAUCUAAUCCAUUAUUAUUAUUAUUAUAGGUUCACUGAUGUUUUGGGGUUGCUUUGCUGCUUCUGGUACUGGAUGCCUUGACUGAAAUCUGAGGACUACCAAAGAAUUUUGGGGCAUAAUGUAGGGCCCAAUGUCAAAAAGCUGGGUCUCCGUCAGAGGUCAUGGGUCUUCCAGCAGGACAACGUACCAAAGCAUACUUCAAAAAGCACACAAAAAUGGCUUAAGACAAACCGCUGGAAAGUUCUGAAGUGGCCAUCAAUGAGUCCAGAUCUAAAUCCCAUAGAACAUCUGUGGAGAGGUUUAAAACAGCAGUUGGGAGAAGGCACCCUUCAAAUCUGAGAGACCUGAAGCAGUUUGCAAAAGAAGAGUUGUCCAAAAUUCCAGUAGAAAGGUGUAAGAAACUCAUUGACGGUUACAGGAAGAUUUCAGUUAUUUUUUUCCAAAGGGUGUGCUACCAAAUAUUAAGUUGAGGGUGCCAGUCCAUUUUUGGAGUUCUGUGUAAAAUAAUAUCAGCUUUGGCUUUUUGUUUUGUUUUUGUUUGUUUUGUUUUUGUUCCAAUACACACAAACAAUUUUGUGGAGGACGUGCAGCAUUAUCUGACAGAAAUGCAGGAGAGCUAAUAUUUUUGGCCAUGACUGUAUGUAUUUGUGUAUAUAUAUAUAUAUAUAUAUAUAUAUAUAUAUAUAUAUAUAUAUAUAUAUAUAUAUAUAUAUAUAUA